Molecule: messenger RNA, 2582 nt
Organism: Bursaphelenchus okinawaensis
Lineage: Eukaryota; Metazoa; Nematoda; Chromadorea; Rhabditida; Aphelenchoididae
Source: the annotation of a GenBank genome assembly
AUGAACUUAUCAUGGGCCGAAAAGUUGGCAAAGAACGCUCUAUUGACUGCGCAAAAGCGAAUCGAUUCAGUUUUGGAUAUAAAACCUGAAGAAGAACAGGAAUCUAGUGAACAAACUGUCGAAGUGAAGGAGGAGAAGGAAGAGGAAGAAAAAGAACAAAGUUCUAUAUUCGAAGAUGUUGUUGAAGGAGAUAUUAGUGAUGAAGGGAAUGAUCAAGAACCUCAAACGGAAUAUUUGGUGAGUUGCUCUUUAUUUUAUGUUAUGUGUUUAGGAUGUUGAGGAAGCUCCAGAACACGAGUGCAAUGCUGAAAUCCAUGACAAGCACGAUGAUGGCUGGGGAAAGACGUUUUCGCCGUUGUCGGUAGACAAGGUAAGCUGAAGCUAACUAAAAACAUUAAAAUAUGGUGUCUUUACCCAGUAGAUUUAAAAGCAAGCUCUAUUGAUAGCAUUAGUCUUCUUAUUUAAUUAAUUUAAUAAAAAAUUGCAGGAAGAUGUUGUGGAAGCAGAACCUAACCCUAUAAGGGACGGUCAUGGGGAGUCGGGCACCUCAUUAUUACACUAUUCUCCUGCAUCUAACUCUCCAGAUGAAGAAGAGUCACAUCCUUCUGAUUCCCAUGAGCAUCACGAGCACGAUAAUCGAAUUGAUCUGUCUUUGAUUAAAGAUAUUGAUACUGCAUCUUUGAUAAAGGAAGAUCAUAGAGAAGAUGUAGCUACUGUUGCUUCUAGUGAUAUUGUCGUAAUAAGAAACGUUGACGACUGGUAAUUUUAUUUUUAGAUGUUUUUUUGGUUCAUUUGGUAUUGUUUUGUAUAUAUAUCGCUUAAAGGUCGGUUGCAAGUGGAAGCCAUAGAAGAGCUCCUAGUGAUCAAGUGUGUAUUAUUGGGAAUGGUUUAUCAGGAAAAUACGAUAGUUACAAUAAUGAAGCUUUAAAUGAAAGAAUGUCAGCUUUGGAAGCUCAACUCAAGCACCGAGAUCAACGGAUCACUGAGCUUUCUCACCAGAACGAAAAGCUCAAGAUUCAGAAUACGAACCUCUUACAAAAGAAUAAGAGCAUGAAUACAAAGUAAGUUAUUGGAAUUGUGGUGGUUAUGAACCUACUUUUAGACUUGGGACAGAAUCAAAGUUACAAAAAAAGUUGCAAGAGAAGGAAAACGAGCUGGCUGAACUAAUGGCUGAAGGUAAGGGUCUAAAUUAUAUUUUAAUUUUAAAAAUAAAAGUUUAUCCUGUGUAGUUUUUUAUUGCUACAGUUAUUAAUUUUCUUCACAUUUAGGUAACAACUUGUCUUUGCUGAAUGGAAAACAAGCUAAAGAACUGAAGCGUCUUAAGGAUGUCGAAAAGGACUUUGAAACACAAAGGACUCUUUUACAAGAUGCCAUGGACAAUAAUCAUGAACUGACAGAUGAUAAGGAAAGGUUGGAGAGUAAGUUGUGUUAAUUUAGGUAAUAAAUAAAAUUUCAGAGGAAAAUCAGCUACUGAAGGCAAAGAUACUUGAACAAGAAAAAGAGUUCCAAGAAGUCAAAAGUAAUUUGAAUUCGAAAACAGAAGCUCACGAAGAUCUGAAGUUGGCUGAGAAAAGGUGUGCCAGUCAGAAGCUACAGAUCACACAAUUGGAGCAGCGUGUAGAUGAAUUAAUGACUGCUCAAAGAGAGGCGGCUGAGCAAAUUGCCUUAUGUAAGUAUCUUCAUUAUGAAUAAGGGCGCUCUAUGAAAACACCUUGUACCAUAUUUUUGUAUUCAAAAAUUAAUAAAAAAUAUUUUUAAUUACUUUUAGCUACUGGCCCAUUGCACACAAGGAUUGAGGAACUGGAAUCAGAAGUCAAGGAAGCCAACAGUGCCAAAUACGUGAUACAGAAGAAACUGAGAUUUGCAGAAGAAAAUUUGGAAAAUACUAGGACAAAAGCUAACGAAGAAGCUGCUCUUUACAAACAACAGCUCAAUUCGUUGCGUUUACAGAACAAGGAACACCUGGAUAAGAUACGUGAGCUUGAAAAGUAAGUGCUUUUUGAUUUAGUUUGACAAAUUGAAUGUCAGGCUAAUAAAAUUAUAUUUCAGACAGAACAAUGAACUUUUAACCGAGAUUUCAAAUCAGAAAACAUUGUCUAACGUCAUGGAGUCUGACCUUCUAUCUGAAAUCAACCAAUUUAAAGAAUUGGUUCACAAGAAAGAGCAAGAAGUAUCUGAACUCAAGUCCGAGCUAGUAUUGGCACACCAAAAGAAGAUGGAAAAGCCUGCCGUGGUUCAGUUCGAAAAUGAUCAGGUAAUUAUUCUAAAACUUACAAUCCGCGUUUUUACUUUUGUUCUACUAAUAAAAAAGUAAUAAAAAUGUUUUUCUGUUAAUUAUGUAAAAUUACCUAUUAUCAAUGUCAAAAUAAACUUUUCAGGACCUCAAUCAGACAAUAGUAGAAUUGGAACGAGAAGCGAAUUAUCUCAGAACCAAGUUCAAAGAACUCGAAGAAGCCCACGAUACUCUACUUCUGAUUCAUGGUGAAAGCGCUGUGAGAUUAGAAGAGCUAGAACAGGAGAAUCAGGAGAUCAAGAAGUUGUGCAAAGAUCAGACACUUUUACUUUCUAGUUUGCACAACUAG